Messenger RNA from Diabrotica balteata, 912 nucleotides. The record is from the annotation of a GenBank genome assembly. Lineage: Eukaryota; Metazoa; Arthropoda; Insecta; Coleoptera; Chrysomelidae.
AUGGUGUCGUCAAUAAAUCGGGUGUUGAGAAAUUUGGCGUCGCAGAAGGAACAGCAGGCGUCCGCACAAAAUGAAUCAGUGUAUGACAAAUUAAGGAUGUUCAACGGGCAAACGCCGGGCUGGGCCUGGUAUCCGGGAACCCCCACGGCACCCCCACUUGGCCUCCCUCCAGCACCCACCGCGCUCACUAGUCAAAUAUCCAGGGAUGAUUUACAGAAGAGGGCUGAUGUAAUGCACGAGAACACGUCUGACGGAAAUUCCGAACAUAAUUCUUCGGGUGAUGAAGACUCCCAGCUAAGGUUGAGACUGAAAAGGAAACUACAGAGGAAUAGAACGUCGUUUACCAAUGAACAAAUCGAUAGUUUAGAAAAGGAAUUUGAGCGGACGCAUUAUCCAGAUGUUUUCGCCAGGGAACGACUAGCGGAGAAAAUCGGUUUGCCAGAGGCACGUAUCCAGGUCUGGUUCAGCAACCGACGGGCGAAAUGGAGGCGCGAAGAAAAAUUACGAAAUCAACGUCGAUCUGUCGAUCACGUCGGAGCUGUCAGCCCCCCGGCGUCGGCCCCCCGCUUGCCAAUCAAUUCCGGCUUCAAUUCCAUGUAUUCGUCGAUACCGCAGCCCAUUGCGACUAUGGCCGACACCUACAGUUCAAUGCAGAGUGGCCUGUCAUCUAGCUGUCUUCAGCAAAGAGAGGCGACAGGAUACCCCUAUAUGUUCCACGAUCCCUUGCAUUCGUUGAGUUCUUCGUACAACCCGAGGAGUUGUAACCCGGCUGUAGCACACACGCAACCUACAACGCACCAUCCCUCGUAUGGAAGUAAUGCACCUUCUUCAGUACCUCCUUCAACUGGAACAGAAUCUAGUAAAGAAUCUCCGUGUUUUUACAAUUUAGUUAACGUUGUUGUAAAAAAUUGA